Molecule: messenger RNA, 2646 nt
Organism: Rhipicephalus microplus (southern cattle tick)
Lineage: Eukaryota; Metazoa; Arthropoda; Arachnida; Ixodida; Ixodidae
Product: Na(+)/citrate cotransporter
Biological process (GO): transmembrane transport; citrate transport; succinate transport
Cellular component (GO): plasma membrane
Molecular function (GO): citrate transmembrane transporter activity; succinate transmembrane transporter activity
Source: RefSeq, a predicted model, not a curated record
UCGUGCAGAGCGUUCUCAGCCCACAGCAGAGUGCUUCGGAGCUCGAAGUGGUACGGAUGCCGUCGAAGAUCGUACUCCGGACGCCCACCACAGAAAAUGCGAAGAAGGUCGUGGCUGGGGCCCUUAAAAUAUGGAGACAGAUCGCGAUGGUCCUGGUUCCUCUUCUCCUGCUGCCUUUGAUUUUCCUCGAAGAUGCUCAGAAGGCUCGUUGCGCCUACGUGGUGGCUGUUGUGGGGUUCUACUGGAUCACGGAGCCCAUUCCACUGGGAGCUACGUCGUUGAUACCCAUCGUACUAUUCCCGAUGCUCGGAGUCCUUACAACGGAGCAGACGUGUGUGCUCUACAUGAAUGAAACAAAUAUCAUGUUUGUCGGAACUCUAAUAAUGGCUAUCGCCAUUGAACAUUCUCACCUGCAUCAAAGAAUAGCCCUCAAGACACUUUGCCUGCUGGGCACUGGCAUCAAAAUGCUCGUGUUUGGCAUCAUGUUCAUCUCCAUGUUCCUCUCCAUAUGGAUCAACAAUGUGGCAAUCACCGCAAUGAUGAUGCCGGUAAUCAACUCGCUCUCACACGAGCUGCUGCAGGAAAGACGCAGAAGCCUGUCGAGAGGCAACAUCGAUGUCGAGGGCAUAGCAGCACUCAGGGAACGAGCCGAGAAAGCUGCUGCCGCCAAUGGAAACAUCAAACUGGUACCACGCGAUCACGUUGAUGAAGAAGAGCCCAACGUGGUUAUUCCGAUUAAGUCGAAGAAGGAGUAUUCGCAGAUCGACAGGGCAACCGAACAUCGAGUUCGCGUGCUUCUGUACCUGAGCGUUCUGUACGGUGCCAACAUUGGGACCAUCACGACCAUCACCAGUGGAGCUUCCAACGUGGUCUUCAAGUUCGUCAUUGAAGACCUGUACAAGGAACGAGCACCAGUUGACUACGCACUGUGGAUGUUCUUUGCCCUGCCAAUCGCCCUGAUUGGAACUGUCCUAGUAUUUAUAAUCGUGGUGCCGGUAUUCUUCUCUUGCAAGAGCCCAAACCUCGGGAAAGAUAGCAGUAACUACGCAAUGGCAGCAAUUCGUCGCAACUACAUGGCACUCGGACCAAUCAGAUUCCACGAAGUGGCAGUUCUGCUACUUUUCAUAUUGCUGGUCUUUCUCUGGCUCUUCCGCGACCCUAUGUUUGCCAGGGGAUGGGCGACGUACUUCGGAGUCAUAAAGCCAAAGGACGCCACUGCAGUGAUGAUACCGGUUAUUCUGCUGUUUAUGAUUCCUUCGAGGCCUCGGGAGGGCUUCAGAGGCCCAGUCCUGUUGACAUGGAAAAUGGUCCAGGCCAAGCUGCAGUGGAGCGUCAUCCUUCUCAUAGGCAGCGGCUUCGCCAUUGCUGAAGCCAUGCGCGUGUCGGGCCUGUCAGAGCAGCUUGGACUGAAACUCGCGGAACUGGGCCACUUGUCUCCCGGACCACUCAUGAUUUGCCUUAGCAUCAUCUGCUCCUUCAUGUCCGAACUCAUCAGCAACUGCGGAACGUGCACCGUCCUUUUGCCCGUCUUCGCUGUGCUGGCAGAGGACUUGAACCUGAACCCCUUGCUGUUCAUGAUUCCGACGACGAUUGCAAGCAACUACGCCUUCAUGCUGCCAGUGGGGACGCCGGCAAACGCCAUGGUUUACGAACACGGUCGGCUCACAAUAAUGGAGAUGGUUGUUCCUGGACUUUUGGCAAAGGUCAUCACCAUGGUUGUAACGGUGGUGGUGACGUACGUACUGGGAGACCCGAUCUUCGGCAUGUUUCAAGAAGCCGACUGGUUAUCCGCUAUAACCACCACAGGAGACGCCAACGCUACCCUCGUUCCUCUGCAACCCUAGCUUUUUUUUUUUUUUACGAUGCCGUACGUCGUGAAUGCCUGUAAGAUUAUGCCUUCGAAAAAUGGUGUGCCCGUCUCACACAUUCCACAUGACGGCGUAGUUACGUAGUGUGAACAAAACCUGAAUAGACUGUCGGCCACAGUGAUCACGUCAGAAACAAGGCACAUCGCAUCGCUUAGUUUCUCCCAAGACCAUCAUUUUUUAAUGUCCAAGUUCAGGGAAAGAAUACGGGUAAAAGGAAGGCCGGGAGGUUAACGAGGGCUGAACCAGGUAGCUCACUCGGCCCUGUUGAAGUGGAAGGAAGAAGUUAAGUUAGAGAGAAGGAGAGGAAGGUCACGGUUGGAGCCGAUGUAGCGAUUCCGCGUCGGAUACGGUAAAUCAGCCCGGUAACCUUAAGAAAACACAGCAGCGUUUUCGUUAGCUUUCGAAACUCUGAUCGUCAAUCCUGUGGUCUCAAUGUUUCUUGGACAGGGAAGGAAUAUCCGUCCAGGUGAUUUGGAUGAGUGCGGAGGUGAAGCCUCUCAUCUGCGUAAGUCGGCCAGUAUCACAAGUGCUCGAAAGCUUCUCGCACCUCUCAGAGUCGUCAAAUUCGGCGUCGUGGCCUGAAGUAACUCACAUAGCACAAUUAUGCUCUCUGUCUUUUCUUAAUACGGACUUUGAUCCUCAAGCAAUCGACAAAAUCCUCUCGCAAAGCGAGUUUUACUAUCAAAAGGUAGUAACUCAGUUUUGCGCCACUUGCAGAAGGGCCGCUCUUGACGUGGUUGAAUAAAUAUUGACGCAAACAAAAUGUCACGUUCACAAC